AUGGAUGUUUACGGACCUCUCAACGUCUCAUUAGACUACAGACUCCGAUUCAGUCCUAUCGCAGCAGAUAUUAUACAUCAGCUACUGGAUGUCAUCUACGACACCUUGCGGUCUUUGAAAUCAUUCAGCGAUCGACCGCAGCGCUCACUUGGCAGCAAGAGACGACGCAUUUCUGGCUACAGGCUUCUAAAGGCCGGCGAUGAUGCAAGCGAUUCAGAGAGCGAUGGUGAUUUGACAGAAGAGAACAUGAUGAAGAUCACUGAGACGAUCGGAGGAACUUUGACACGGCUUUUCCGCCUGUCCAACGCUGUUCGAAAGUCCGCUAAAGCGAAUCGAGCUCGUAAAAUCGAAAAAUAUCGAGACGACAUAGAGGCUAAUCAGGCGAUCGAGGAGCUGCGUCUCUACACCCAAUGCUACAUCGAUUUUCGCUUCCCAGAGACGCCAGAGGCGAUCUGUUCGGCCUUGGUCAACGCGAAUGCGCUGCGACUCCGACGGCUGUGGUAUCAGCGCUCUCAUCGCAGACGCAUCGAUCUCAGCCUGCCAAUGCAGCAGCCGCCUCCGGUCGUUGUUCAAUUGCCGGAAGCGACAAGAACUUCGCCAGCGGUACGAUUCGCGCCAAGCCCAGCACAUAUAGUGACUAAGGAAAUGCCGGACUUUUCGCCAGCGCCAGCGACCUUUGCUACUACUGCGCGACAAACUGCGGUUGCAGCCUUCUACGCCAGAUCCACGACUGAGGUCCCUCGAGCUAAGUCUGUCCUUGUGAACAACAAGCUAUCGUUUCCACCUCUACCACCAACUCAAGAAUGUCCAUAUUGUGGCGUAAUUGUUGAGUUCGGGAGCACUGCGAGAACAACGCUGUGGCACAAUCACGUUAUCGGAGAUCUGGAGCCUUUCAUUUGUCUUCAUUCGCAAUGCCUGGAUCUGGACCAACUCCGCUCCGGGACCAGCCCACCCACAUUUGAAACAUCAAAAGCCUGGACCAGCCAUAUGAAGAGUGCUCACGGACACACGUGGGAGUGCAGGGCCCCUUCCCACCACCCAAUUGUCUUUGAUCAAGAGCUUCUGUACCAAAAGCACUCUAUCGAGGAGCAUGGCGUGCCCGAGGCCCAUGCCGGGAAUCUCAGCAACGCCGCACGGAGGCCAGUCCUAGGACAAGUGUUAGAGUGUCCAUUCGGCGACGACUUCCAGUACUCGGGCAAGAGCGAGCACUCUGAUGUGUUCUCCAGCGAAGCUCUUCAAUUACAUAUCGCUGGCCACAUGAAGGAGAUUGCACUUCUCACACUGCAAAAGCUUCCCAACGACGACGACGGAGAGCUGGACAACCUCGAAAGCGAUCAAGUACUAGGAGACGAUGAACCGAACGGCAUGGCUGGAUUCACGCGCGCAAGUAUGUACAGCAUACUGGACGACGAGGAAUUGGACCUUCAAUCUCAUGAUGCUGGCGCUGAGGACAAUGCCUCGAGCCCUCACGAAGAAGACAUCAGUGCACAGGUGACAGUACUUGGCUUGGAGGACGAAGACGAUCUGAAAAGGUCAAAGCUCCAUCGUGCGGUGCAGGCUCGUGACCCGGACCUGAUCAAAGCCCUGGUUCAGAGUGGCACGAAUGUGAAUGCGCAAGACGAGAAUGGCCACACGCCGCUACACUACGCUACACAAAGAGGCUUUGUUGAAUGCACAGAGCUCUUGAUCGACAACGGCGCGGACUUACGAAUGACAGACGGCUUUGGGUUCUCUCCGCUUCUCUGGGCCGUGGUCGCUGGGCAGGAAGGCGCCACAAGGAUGAUGCUAUCCAAAGGAUCCGACGCCAACUCGUUCAGUGCAGACGGAAGGUCUGCGCUCGCUUGGGCUGCGAGCCUGGGCUGGUCCCUGCCUCCUGAGGUUCUCCUCGAACAUGGUGCCAGUGUAUCUGACAGUCGAGGCGAGGACCGAACCCUUCCUUUGGACGAAGCUGCAGCGUGUGGCAAUCUUCCUUAUGUUCGAUCGCUACUCAAGUUCGGUGCAGAUCCGAACCACCGUAAUCGCGAUGGUUGGUCCGCAAUACAUUGGGCAGCAGAGGAGGGACAUCUAGACGCCCUGACCCACUCAAGUCCACGUGUCACGGAUGGACGGCACUACACCACGCGGCUUUCAUGGGACAUUCUCAUGUCGUCGAAGCUCUCUUGCGAAACGAUCGUGCACGAUCGACUGUCUCUCAGCAAGACAAUCACGGCUGGUCUACCCUUCAUCUGGCGGUCUUCAGUCGAGACGUGGCCACGAUUAACACUCUACUUCAAACUACGGCAACGACAGAUCUACGUACACUGUUUGACGAAAGUGGCCUCACUGCUGAAGAGUGGCUAG
Molecule: messenger RNA, 2340 nt
Organism: Zymoseptoria tritici IPO323
Lineage: Eukaryota; Fungi; Ascomycota; Dothideomycetes; Mycosphaerellales; Mycosphaerellaceae
Exons: 4
Coding region: 1-2340 (779 amino acids)
Molecular function (GO): protein binding
Source: RefSeq, a predicted model, not a curated record